Molecule: messenger RNA, 1626 nt
Organism: Oryza sativa Japonica Group (Japanese rice)
Lineage: Eukaryota; Viridiplantae; Streptophyta; Magnoliopsida; Poales; Poaceae
Product: bZIP transcription factor 11
Biological process (GO): positive regulation of DNA-templated transcription
Cellular component (GO): nucleus
Molecular function (GO): DNA-binding transcription factor activity; transcription cis-regulatory region binding
Source: RefSeq, a predicted model, not a curated record
AAGAGAGAGAGAGAUGGGUGCGUCCUCUCUAUAAAUCCACCUCGUGUUGCUGCUCCCACACCCCCCCUCCUCGAUCAUCUCCUCCUCCCUACCAACAACCACCACCAUCCUCUUCUUGGCACUUGGCAUCAAGAGACACAUCCAGACGCCUCGAGUUGUAGCUAGCACCAGUGGCUCAGCUUGCCCAGUGCUGCUGCAUCGAUCAGUGGCAGUAGCUAGCUCAGCUCUAGCCUUUUGCCACCGACCGCUCCGAUCGAAUCCGGUGCUAGGCUAGCCAGCCUCCUCGCUCUUUAUAACCCCAGCCGCCAUUGGAGAGGGAGGGAGGGAGCUAGAGCUUUGUUCUUGUUCUUGCAUGCUGUUCUUGUUGAUCGAGUGAGAGAGGGGGAAGGAAGAAAGGAGGGAGGCACAUGCUUAUACCGUUCGUGCUGGAGUUCCUGAUCGAUGUCGCCUGUGAUCAGUGAGAUCCUCCUCUCGGGGUUUAUGAUCAACUCCACACUCCGGCGCCGCACCCAUCUCGUCCAGUCUUUCUCCGUCGUCUUCCUCUACUGGUUCUAUGUCUUCUCAUAAGCUACUCGCCAUCCAUUUCCCUCUCCUCCUCUCUCUCUAGCUUCCUUCUACAAUAAUCGAUCUCGUGUUCGUCGUCGUCGUUCUUGUCGAUCUCUGUGUGUGUUCUUCGUCGUCGUCGUGUUCGUUUUGGAUUUUGGUUUCAGUUUAGUAUAUGCACUUCUUGUUCUUCACUGCUGCUGCUGCUGCUAAGCUUGUAGCAAUCUAGUGGUGCUUGUUGUUCUUCUUCUCCCGAAAUCUUUGCGAUCGAUUGAUUGAUGGCAUCGUCAAGCGGGAGCGGGGGGAGCGCGGUGUCGGCGGCGACGGCGGCGGCGGGGGGGUCGUCGUCGGCGGCGGAGGAGGAGCUGAGGGCGCUUAUGGAGCAGCGGCGGGCGAAGAGGAUGCUGUCGAACAGGGAGUCGGCGCGGCGGUCGCGGAUGCGGAAGCAGCGCCACCUCGACGACCUCACCGCGCAGGUGGCGCACCUCCGCCGCGAGAACGCGCACGUCGCCACCGCGCUCGGCCUCACCACCCAGGGCCUCCUCGCCGUCGACGCCGAGAACGCCGUCCUCCGCACCCAGGCCGCCGAGCUCGCCGCGCGCCUCGCCUCCCUCAACGACAUCCUCUCCUGCAUCAACACCAACGGCGCCGCCGCCGCCGCCGCCGCCGCCCUCACCGUCGCCGCCGCCACCGACCCGCUCCUCGCCUUCGACUCCGCCGCCUUCGACGACCUCUUCAGAUCCUCCCCCGAGCUGUUCCAGCUUUGCUAGCUCAAACACUGAAGCUGAAGCUGCCAUGGCAGAGACCAAGAAGAAGAUGAAGAAAAUUACAGUACUUGCCACUGGGGGUAAGCAACUAAGCACUGCACCUAACGAAGCUAAGCUAGCUGCUAGGGCUAAUUAAUGGCCUAAUUAUCUUGUGUAAUUGGUAAAUCAAGUGAUGGUUAAGUUAAGCCUUCUGCAUGCAUCAUCAUCAUCAUGUACUCCAACUAUGUAAGGAUUAAUGAGGCAGUAAGCUUUCUGUUUCUCUGUCAAAACAAAUCAAGGAAGUGCAAUAUAUAAUUACUACUACUAUUACUCUCUC